UCAGUUAAGUUUGCGCUAGAUCGGUAGGAACACGUCUGUUGCGCGUUUUUCGAAUUUUGUUUAUAAACUUGACUUGGAAAUAUUACGUUAAGGUGUAAAUUUAGCAUGGAGUAGACUUGUUAGUGAUGUGAUUUUUUACUGGACUGGUGUUUAAGGACUUAGCGAUGUGGCUGGGAGUGUUAUGGACGCUGUUGGCAGGGCUGUGUGCUGCGGAGGCGGGCCUGCUAGGAGACGAUUGUGACUGGACCGGCAGUGGUUUGACGCUGAGCUCGGAGCGCGGGGUGACGCCAGUAUACCUGCGGUGUCAAGAAGGCACCGUGUGGUGGCUGUACCCGCGCGGAGCCCUGCGGCUUAGCUUCCAGCCGCCACUGACCGAGAGGGACUUCAAGGUCUGCAUCCGCGUCAUCCGCCGACCAGACCCCCCUGACUUGUUCCACACGCUCGACCGCAACGACACUCAACCGGAAAGUUUCCCGGCGCGAAUAUUCGUCGAAAACAAGCACAGGCUGGUACCGCUGUACGCGCACGACGACGGCGAUCCUCGGGAGCUGAGGUGCUUCCGCAGCCGGCGGGGCGGCGCCGCGCUGUAUGUAGAGGCCGACCCCGAGGAGGGAGUGAAUAGAAGAGUGGCUAUGUUCAAGUACGAGGUGCGGCCGCUGGAGAAGAAACACUACGACCCCGCCACCGCCGACUGCCGGCCCUGCUCCGACGAGCAGCUCGAGCUCGCCUUCUGCACCAGCGACCUCGUGUCCCGAGGGUUGUUCGUGGGCAGCGAACAGCGUGAAGAUCUUGACAGCACGCAGCUGACCCUCAAACUGACCAAGCUGAUCCGCGCCACCGCCAGCGACGACCGCUACGACGGCUUCGGCGACGGUGAUGAAAACGAAGAGUAUUAUAGGUACGAAAUCGACAAUGCGAUAGAGCAGACAACACAUCGGAACCACAGGCGGCGGAAGGGGCGUAGCCUCCACGCUCAUAUACAUGUGUCCUCCAUAUGCGGAGCCUCCACUGGCGCGGGGGAGUUCCUGGUCACGGCGCGCCGGCGACUCGGCAGAUAUGCCCUCGUCUGCUCACCCCGGAUAGAAGACUGGAUUAAACUUGUUAAAAGACGUAAUGAAGAAGGCACUGCGCUCUGUCAGUUACAGCACUAGUGGUAGCCGCCCAGACGUUA
Pectinophora gossypiella (pink bollworm) is the source of this 1171-nucleotide messenger RNA. Its product is annotated as meteorin-like protein. The coding region runs from base 165 to 1151 and encodes 328 amino acids. Gene Ontology annotation, molecular function: hormone activity. NCBI's taxonomy places the organism in Eukaryota, Metazoa, Arthropoda, Insecta, Lepidoptera, Gelechiidae. The transcript is spliced from 5 exons. The record is from RefSeq and is a predicted model, not a curated record.